AUGAACACAGGAGAAAAACAGAAUUACAAAGACCUCCUAAGAACCCAAGGGCCACAGCCUAUCUUCCCUUACUCCAAACCAGUAGAAACACGUACACAAAAACGACAUGCACAUGUUACUCCAACUAAUCUAAUCACUCAGCAUCCAGAUCAGCCACUGUUGCACCCAAGCCACAUAGAACCUGAGUCCUUGUCUGCACACAACCAAACCUUCAAGCAAAUUUCUCUUCAAGGACUUUCUGACCAGCACACAAGCUCACAGCAAGACCCCUCCUCUCCCAGCUCAGUGGUUCAGGCCCUUGAACUAACCCAGACCUCUGGGUUCACAUUGUAUAAUAUGAACAGUAUUAGCAGUACAACUCCUGUAGAGGUCCACCAGUACUGGAGUCAGCCUGCUGAGCAACUUACAGCCACCAAGGCAUCACAGGCAAAUAAUACUGAAUUAGUUGAAAUGUUUAAUAAAAACACCUCAAAGGCCCCCAUGAGGACUAUAGACAACAAUGCCAGGGAGAAGAGGAAGUUGCAGAGUUGGCUGCCUAUGCUUGAAAAACAUGACAUUCCAAUUGUGGUAGGGGUGGGAGUUUCCUUGGCAUUUAUUUUCAUCACCAUGGCUUUCUAUUCUUUGUUUCGGAAAAAUGACCCUGCAGCCAUAACUAAAGGGCGAGCAGCUCUCAGAGGCCUUGGCGGGCCUUGCAGGCACGGUGAACGUCUUGCAAUUGAAAGAACAUAUGAUAAUAAAGCUUUUGAGGAUGACAACAUGGUUGCUGUUAUUGAGCAAAGCCCAAACACUUCUGAGAUGAGAGCCCAUCCUCCGCCUUCCAGUCCAUCCACAUUGCUAAUGGAACCAUGUUAUGAUGACGCACAAGAGGAAGUCCAGCCAAGCCAAGACAUGCCGGUGAUAGUGGAAACACACCCAGAGCCCUCUGAGGAGGAGCAGUUAGAGACAUCGUUUGAGGAAGGCAAAGUCACACCCUCUCUCCCACCUGACAUCCAGCUUCAGUGUAUGGAGGACUGGAGGAGCCAGGAUUUGGGACAGUGCCAAAGGGAUGCCCCUUCACCACCCCAUUCCAACCCUUUGGGCACUCAGGAAGAGGUUCUCCGCUCUUCUCUGACCUUGCAGACCAGCGAUUCCUCCUCCACUCCAGUACACCACAGCAUCAGCUUCUCCCAUGCCUCCUGUCCUCUCAUGCUGUCCCAUUGUGUCACCUUGGGCAUGACCUCCGUGGCUGUUGAUGUGCACUUCUACCCCUCCAACCCUACGCAGUAUGGGCCUCUGAGACCUCAAAGCAAUUCCCGGCAUGAGCAUGAUCAAAAUGCUCUGUCUACCCACCAUGGCAAAUGA
This is a messenger RNA of Ictalurus furcatus (blue catfish), 1341 nucleotides long. RefSeq lists its product as uncharacterized. Lineage: Eukaryota; Metazoa; Chordata; Actinopteri; Siluriformes; Ictaluridae. Bases 1 to 1341 code for a protein of 446 amino acids. The record is from RefSeq and is a predicted model, not a curated record. The transcript is spliced from 5 exons.